AUGAUGGUCCUCGUGCGUGUUGCCCUCUUGGUGACAACGGUGUUUGUCGCAUCUGCUGACCCCGCCUACGCAUCAAAGAUAUCGCUCGCUGUCACUUCAAAUCGCGCGAUCGAGACACCCCCCACGAGGUUUCUGAGAGCCUACACCACAAAUGGUGAAGAGAGAGGCAUAUCCGUGAGUUUCCCAGGUCUUGAGAAAAUCUCCAAAGCAUUUACGACGAGAAAGACGAGCCAGCUCCAGGGAUUGCUCAAGGCCGACGAUAAUAUCGAUGAUGCCUUUAAAACGUUGGGGCUCAGUACAAUGCACAUUGGUAACCCCAAAACGGGCUCGAUCGAGACGAAAAAAGUUGUCGAGCUCUUUUCGAGCAAGAAUUUCAAGGUUUGGUCUCAGCAUGCUGCCAGUACUUACAAGGGAAAUCCAGACGACGCAAUGCUCACUGCACUUACAAAGGUAUUUGGGGAGAAGAAAGUGGCGACAAUGAUCCUGUUGGGAAAGGAUUCAAGAAGUUCAAAAAGCGCCGCCAAGAAGCUGGAAACUGCCCAGUUCAACAAGUGGUAUACCACGGACAAGUUAGCACCAGAUGAGGUCCUCAAGAAGGUGCUGGACGUGGAUCGUCAGAAAAUUCAUGCGAAUUCUCGCGCGAAGUUUAUCUGGGGAGACUAUAUGACUUAUGUUCAGAAAAGAGUGAAGAAUUAUUAG
This is a messenger RNA of Phytophthora infestans T30-4, 699 nucleotides long. Its product is annotated as secreted RxLR effector peptide protein, putative. The transcript has a single exon. Bases 1 to 699 code for a protein of 232 amino acids. NCBI's taxonomy places the organism in Eukaryota, Oomycota, Peronosporomycetes, Peronosporales, Peronosporaceae. The record is from RefSeq and is a predicted model, not a curated record.